GCUGGAAUGACAAAUAAAAAUAGAUUUUAAUGGACUCGACAACAGCCACUGCAGAGUUGGGCUGGACUAUAUACCCGUCGUUAGGGUGGGAGGAGGUGAGCGGCUACGACGAGAACCUGAACACCAUCCGCACCUACCAGGUGUGCAACGUCUUCGACACCCACCAGAACAACUGGGUGCGCACCAAGUUCAUCCUCCGGGGGGGAGCGCAGCGCAUCCACGUGGAGAUCAAGUUCUCCGUGCGCGACUGCAGCAGCAUCCCGAACGUGCCCGGCUCCUGCAAGGAGACGUUCAACCUCUACUACUACGAGGCCGACUCGGACAUCGCCACCAAGGUGUCGCCGGCCUGGAUGGAGAACCCCUGGAUCAAGGUGGACACCAUCGCCGCCGACGAGAGCUUCUCGCAGGUGGACCUGGGCGGCCGCGUCAUGAAGAUCAACACGGAGGUGCGCAGCUUCGGGCCGGUGUCGCGCAAGGGCUACUACCUGGCCUUCCAGGACUACGGCGCCUGCAUGUCCAUCAUCGCCGUGCGCGUCUUCUACCGCAAGUGCCCGCGCGUGGUGCGCAACGGCGCCGUCUUCCAGGAGACGCUGUCCGGCGCCGAGAGCACCUCGCUGGUGGCGGCCAGGGGCUCGUGCAUCCCCAACGGGGAGGAAGUGGACGUGCCCAUCAAGCUCUACUGCAACGGCGACGGCGAGUGGAUGGUGCCCAUCGGACGCUGCAUGUGCAAGUCGGGCCACGAGUCGGUGGAGAACGGCACGGUCUGCAAAGCCUGUCCCUUUGGCUCCUUUAAAGCGGCCCAAGGGGACCACUUGUGUCUGAAGUGCCCCAUCAACAGCCGCACCACCACCGAGGGGGCAACCAACUGCGUCUGCCUAAACGGCUACUACCGCACGGACACCGACCCAGUGCAGAUGCCCUGUACCACGAUCCCCUCUGCGCCCCAGAACGUGAUCUCCAGUGUCAACGAGACGUCCCUGCAGCUGGAGUGGGGGUCGCCGCGGGAGACGGGCGGGCGCGACGACGUGGUCUACAACAUCAUCUGCAAGAGCUGCGGCGCCGGGCGAGGGGCCUGCACGCGCUGCGGAGACAACGUCCAGUUCGCGCCGCGCCAGCUGGGCCUGACCGAGCCGCGCGUCCACAUCAGCGACCUGCUGGCGCACACCCAGUACACCUUCGAGAUCCAGGCGGUCAACGGUGUGUCCGACCAGAGCGUCUACUCGCCGCACUUCUCCUCCGUCAACAUCACCACCAAUCAGGCUGCCCCAUCAGUUGUGUCCAUUAUUCAUCAGGUCAGCAGGUCUGUGGACAGCAUAACACUGUCCUGGUCUCAACCUGACCAACCCAACGGGGUUAUCCUUGACUAUGAGCUCCAGUACUAUGAGAAGAACAUGGCCGAGGUGAACUCCUCCACCACGAGGAGCCAGACGAACACGGCGGUCAUCCGCGGCCUGAAGUCCGGCAACAUCUACGUGUUCCAGGUUCGGGCCAGGACCGUGGCCGGCUUCGGACGCUUCAGCGGAAAAAUGUACUUCCAGACCAUGACUGAAGAGGAGUACAACACUAGUCUGCAGGAGAAGUUGCCUCUCAUCAUCGGGUCGGCGGCUGCGGGCGUCGUUUUUCUCAUAGCCAUCGUGGUUGUCAUCAUCGUAUGCAAUAGGAGGAGCAGUGACAGGACUGAGUCGGAGUACACAGACAAACUGCAGCACUACACCAGCGGCCACAUGUCUCCAGGAAUGAAGAUCUACAUCGACCCCUUCACCUACGAGGAUCCCAAUGAGGCUGUGCGCGAGUUCGCCAAAGAGAUUGACAUGUCCUGUGUGAAGAUCGAGGAGGUCAUUGGUGCAGGUGAGUUCGGAGAGGUGUGCAGCGGGAACUUGAAGCUGCCGGGGAAGAGGGAGAUCCUGGUGGCCAUCAAGACGCUCAAGUCGGGCUACACGGACAAGCAGAGGCGGGACUUCCUGUCGGAGGCGAGCAUCAUGGGCCAGUUUGACCACCCCAACAUCAUCCACCUGGAGGGGGUGGUCACCAAGAGCAACCCUGUGAUGAUCAUCACCGAGUUCAUGGAGAACGGCUCCUUAGACUCCUUCCUCAGGCAAAACGACGGGCAGUUCACCGUGAUCCAGCUGGUGGGCAUGAUGCGUGGCAUCGCGGCGGGCAUGAAGUACCUGUGCGACAUGAACUACGUGCACCGGGACCUGGCCGCCCGCAACAUCCUGGUCAACAGCAACCUGGUGUGCAAGGUGUCCGACUUCGGCCUCUCGCGGUUCCUGGAGGACGACACAUCUGACCCGACCUACACGAGUGCACUGGGAGGGAAAAUCCCCAUCAGAUGGACAGCCCCCGAGGCCAUCCAGUACAGGAAGUUCACCUCCUCCAGUGACGUUUGGAGCUACGGCAUCGUCAUGUGGGAAGUGAUGUCAUAUGGGGAGAGGCCUUACUGGGACAUGAGCAAUCAAGAUGUCAUCAAUGCCAUCGAGCAAGACUACAGGUUACCGCCCCCUAUGGACUGUCCCACAGCAUUGCACCAGCUCAUGCUGGACUGCUGGCAGAAGGACCGCAACAACCGGCCCAAGUUCAGCCAGAUCGUCAACACCCUGGACAAGAUGAUUCGUAACCCCAACAGCCUGAAAGCCAUGACGCCACUCUCAUCAGGUGCCCAUCUACCUCUGCUGGACCGCUCCACGCCAGACUUCUCCAGCUUCAACACCGUGGACGAGUGGCUGGACGCCAUCAAGAUGGGCCAGUACAAAGAGAGCUUUGCCAACGCAGACUAUGUCACCUUCGACGCCGUCUCCCAAAUGACCAUGGAUGACAUCAUGAGAAUCGGUGUGACGCUGGCUGGUCACCAGAAGAAGAUCUUCAACAGUGUCCAGAUGAUGCGAGCACAGAUGAACCAGAUCCAGUCAGUGGAAGUCUAACACACACUCACACACACACACACACACACACACACACACACACACACACACACACAUACUCUCUCUCUCUCUCUUUCUUUCUACUGUAUCUGUCUCUCUCAUAUAUAUAAACACACACAACACACACACAACACACACAUACACGUGUAGAGGAAGAAUGGAGGGAUACCAGGUGUGUGCCCCCUGGAUGGCUCUUCCUCCUCCUCUUCCUCCUCCACCCCUCUCUCUCUCAGACUGGCCUCCCGAGCCUCCCAAUCCUGCAGUUCCCAGUGGACACUGCUCCUGUUAGGAGCUCCUUCACACCCCACCUGGCCUUCUCCAUCUUCUCCACCAGCACCCUGUCCUACUUCCCCAGCCUUGAGCUCCACAGCCACCAGCACAAACCAGACCAGACCAGACCAGACCAGGCGGACCACUCCGAGUCUGCCCUACCCAGCGGCCAAAUCAGUGACUGUCAACAAACAACAAAAGUCCUCAGAACUGUGAACCAGCUCACUGUCAUUAUUAUUAUUAUUAUUAUUAUUAUCAUUAUUAUUGGGCGUUACGUGGAAUCACUCCUGGACUAGAAGAGCUAACCGUUUAAGAGACAAGGGCGCAUUUUAUGCAAAAUUUGAACAUGAGUUACAUUUGGUAAUUUACCAGUAAAUCUCAUUCAAAAUAUGUAACUAAACUAUUGUUUUUCCUUAAAGCACUUACAUUUUGUUUUCACAUUUUUCUUUUGAACUUCUCAGAACAUCCAUCUAAAUAUGCCACUUAUGACACCGUCUUUCACAUAUCAGAGGCACUUUGAUUUCUCAUGUCAGACAUGCCUGCCAGUGCUUUGCGGUUUGAAAAAUGUCUUUGAACAAUCUCCUUUCUCUUGAACUCUUCUGAUGUGACCAUGUGCACCUUAGUGGAGAAAGAUCACUGUUGUCACAACACCCCCUGUGGCUGUUUUUUUUUUGUCAAAAAAAAAAAUGUCGAGACGGUCCCUUGUAUUUUAUUUUUAUUUAUAUUUUUAUUUUGUUGUUUAUGUUCUUCUGAUGUUUGGGAUAGUGCCAUAGUGUGCGUAAUAUUCCCUCCAGCGACUUUUUAAGACAGCGACUUUGUUUUUUCUUGUUAAGUAAAGGGUGCUGUGCUGUCAGUCUGGUAGUAUAGACGCUAACGGCAGCUCGUGACGCCUAAUGAGCAGGUGUGGAGACCUCAAGGGGAAGUGAUGUGAAGACACUUUAUGAAUCUUUUCUCAUAUUGUUUAGCUUUUCUUUUUUUUUCAAAUCAUCUUUUAUAAUGACGCUUUGUGAUUUUUAAUACUGGAACCUGUCACAUGAUAAAAAAAACAAAACAAUGUCUUUUCUGGAGGUGUAGUUUAGAACAGUUGAUCUGUACAGUUGCAAGACGUGUCCGUUGUCAUGAUGUUAUGUACAUACAGUAAACCGUUUGUUAUAUUUGCUACAGCUCUUGUGCACACUAUCCCUAGGUGUGCAUUUUGAUGAAGUUUUAUGGAUCGAAGAGACUUUUUCUUUCUCCUCCCUGUUUUUGUCCUUGUUGUUUUGGUCGGUCCUCUUGGUUUGGCUUUUCAGAGUAGUCAUGAGAUGUGUGUGAAUCAAUCUAGUCUUCAAACUGACUGGAAUUGGAGGUACUUUAUAAACACAACAAAAAACUGGGUGUCCCAGUUUCUAAUGAGCGUUAGCGUGUUUGGUCGCUCAGCCAGCCCCCCCCAACCUGCUGAGUCACAUUUGAGUUGCGUAUUUCUUCUUUUUGAGUCACACAUCAUCACAUGGCUACAACUAGCUGAAGCGCCACUGCUCACCGAAUCAUAACCCUCUGUGUGUCCCAUCGUGAAAUCUCCCCUCUCAAUUGGCUGUCUUUGCCUAUCUGAAUGACUCCAAAGAAAAAGGCUUACUGUUUGAACUAUAGCUUAGAAGAGCUGUAACAUCCACAAACUGUGAGUAGUGGAGAGGCCCAUGUCUGUUAGAGCACUGCCCUCCAGUGGAUUAUCUUGGAAGCUCACAGCUUGCACACUCUAAAAUGUCUCUCAUGACCUAAAUAGACCGGGCCGAGGACCAAAUAACUCAUGGUUCCCUGCGCCCAUCCAUCCAUCCAGUCCUCUGUCAUCACUGAUCAGUCGUAUGUCUCUGGCGUGCUCUAUUCAUAGUGUACAUAUGCCACUGACGCCUACAACUCCUCAGAUGAAUGAACGCGCUGGAGACGUUUUGUGCACUUAUGUGUCAAAAAUGUGUUUUUUUUUUUUUUUCAUUGAUUAGGAGAUGUUUGUUUGGUCUCCAAAUACAGGUGCUCCCAACCAUUCACACUGUAAUGGAGAACUGAGUGCCUGUGAAAAAAUUCACUGUGGUAGCUUUUCAUCAUAUUUGUAAUAAUCUGCUGGCCAAAAAUUGAUCCGAUUUUGAUGAAUAAUAAAUUGAGUUGCAGGUUUUUUUGGAGGUUGCAAGUCUUACCAGCAAAAAUGAGCAUCUUUGGCCAAGAUGUUGUUGAGAAGCUGAAAAUGAACUUUGGUAUUCGGUUUUUAGUUGAAGGGAUUUUUGUCCAGAUGGGCAGUUUACCACUUUUUAAACACAUGGUGCAUUUGCAAUAUCUAAAAGACGCUUAUGUGCAGUUUGUCAUUUUAAGCCAACAACUGGAAAACUGAUGUAAUAUUACUUUUGCCAUUGUGUUUAUGAUAUUUAUUGUGUGUUGCUGUGUUCAACGUCUCAUUGGCACUUGCAUUUUGGGAUACAGAUACCUCUGACUGUCAGUUUGACCAUUGUUUUUGUAGCAUUCACACUUGAAAAAUUGUUAGAAUGCUUGCUAGAAUGACUUUGGGUUUCUGUUUGCUUUGUAUUUUGCUACCACAAACACAAUUUUACAUGAACAAAUAUGUUGGGAAUUGCAUGCAAAGAUCUCAAGUCAUUGCACCUCAGACCCGGUUCCCGGUUCUCAGACCCAUAGGUACCGCGAGAGAAAUUUGCAUUUUGGAAUUAAAUGUAUUCACUCUAAUGUGGAAAUCACAUGACAUGUCUCCAUUUGGGAACAUUUCCAGAUUAUUUUUGUGUAUUUUCCAUUUUUAUGAGGAAAUGCA
Messenger RNA from Sardina pilchardus (European sardine), 5976 nucleotides. It is a transcript of the gene ephb2a, whose product is annotated as eph receptor B2a. Gene Ontology annotation, cellular component: dendrite; plasma membrane. The record is from RefSeq and is a predicted model, not a curated record. The transcript is spliced from 16 exons. Gene Ontology annotation, molecular function: ATP binding; protein binding; transmembrane-ephrin receptor activity. The coding region runs from base 30 to 2921 and encodes 963 amino acids. Gene Ontology annotation, biological process: ephrin receptor signaling pathway; axon guidance; protein phosphorylation. Lineage: Eukaryota; Metazoa; Chordata; Actinopteri; Clupeiformes; Clupeidae.